Culicoides brevitarsis is the source of this 1371-nucleotide messenger RNA. RefSeq names its product probable phenylalanine--tRNA ligase, mitochondrial (gene PheRS-m). Gene Ontology annotation, cellular component: cytoplasm; mitochondrion. The transcript is spliced from 2 exons. Gene Ontology annotation, molecular function: phenylalanine-tRNA ligase activity; ATP binding; tRNA binding. The coding region runs from base 21 to 1346 and encodes 441 amino acids. NCBI's taxonomy places the organism in Eukaryota, Metazoa, Arthropoda, Insecta, Diptera, Ceratopogonidae. Gene Ontology annotation, biological process: phenylalanyl-tRNA aminoacylation. The record is from RefSeq and is a predicted model, not a curated record.
UUUCCCGGGGCCCAACCAAAAUGCUAAAACUACUCAGAGCUUCCCCAAACUUUCGGGCCUUCAGCACAAUUGUCAACCCGAGCAAAAAUACCGUGAGUGUCGGAGGCGUCAAUUACGAAGCUGACAACUUCACAAACAUCACAGAGAAAAUUUUGUCGUACAACGGCCGAAACUUGCAUCUGCAAAAAAAUCAUCCGCUCUCAAUUUUACGGCAAAAAAUCGUAAAUUACUUCUACACUUCGUAUCUCAACAACAAAGGAAAUCCCCUGUUUUCCGUUUACGACAGUUUGAGUCCAAUUGUGUCAGUGCAACAGAAUUUCGACAAUUUGCUGAUUCCAAAAGACCAUCCAAGCCGCGCAAAAGGCGAUUGUUAUUACAUAAAUCAAAAUUUUUUGUUCCGCGGGCACACGACAGCGCAUCAAGUGGACCUCAUCCGAUCGGGUUUGGAUAAUUUUUUGAUUGUUGGCGACGUUUAUCGACGAGAUGAGAUCGAUUCGACGCAUUAUCCGGUCUUUCAUCAAAUUGACGGCGUGAGAAUCGUUCAUCGGGACAAACUUUUCGGCGAUUCGAUGGAUUUGGAGAUUUUCGAACAGCAUUACAAGACAAAUUUGAACAAAAAUAUUCCGCCGGAGGACUUGCAAAAGUGCAUCGAUCAGAAUAAACAACCGAAUCACACGUUGGAAGCAGUAAAAGUCAUGGAACAUGAACUCAAACAAAUUUUAAGCGAACUCGCGAAAACACUUUUUGGCUCAAAAAUCGAAUGUCGAUGGGUCGACACUCAUUUUCCCUUCACGCAACCCUCGUGGGAGCUCGAAAUCCUUCACAAAGGCAAAUGGAUCGAAGUUUUGGGCUGCGGCAUCAUGCGGGACGAAAUUUUGCAAAAUACUGGCGUGACAAAUUCCAUCGGAUACGCCUUUGGUCUCGGGCUUGAGAGACUCGCGAUGAUUCUUUUUGACAUCCCCGACAUUCGGCUGUUUUGGAGUCGCGAUUCGGGCUUUUUGAGUCAAUUCGACGAGAAAAAACCGAUUAAAAAAAUGAAAUAUAAGCCAGUUUCGAGUUUUCCGCAAUGUCCGAACGACAUUUCCUUUUGGCUGCCAGAAACGAUGGAUUUGGAGGCGUUUCCGGCGAACGAUUUGUUUGACAUGGCACGCGACAUUGGCGGUGAUGUCAUUGAACAAAUUUCGUUAAAAGAUAAGUUCACACAUCCCAAAACAGGUAAAUCGAGUUUGUGCUAUAAGAUUGUCUAUCGACAUAUGGAACGUACGUUGACGCAGGAGGAAGUCAAUGAGAUUCAUAAGAAAAUUGGGGAGACGUUGGCGGAAAAAUUAGGAGUCGUUAUACGAUGAAAAAGUUGAUUUUUUAGGAGAAAAA